Molecule: messenger RNA, 3177 nt
Organism: Lithohypha guttulata
Lineage: Eukaryota; Fungi; Ascomycota; Eurotiomycetes; Chaetothyriales; Trichomeriaceae
Exons: 1
Coding region: 1-3177 (1058 amino acids)
Cellular component (GO): membrane
Source: RefSeq, a predicted model, not a curated record
AUGUCGACUUCCACUCCCGAUAGAGCGAGGGGCCGCAGCGGCUCUCUGCACUCGUCUGCCAGGAAGAGCAAAGCUGGGCCAGCACCCAUGAAUAUCAAUAAACGGCACCAAGAUAAUCGCUCUCUAGAUACUGCCAACUCGUUGGCAGUGGGGGACAGAACAUACGACACCUCCAGACCUCGUGCAAAUUCGAUUUCGAAUUCAACAGCACAGUCCUAUGGGAGAACCCCGAACCGAUCCUUCUACCACCGUUCCUUUCACGGUCAGCUCGACCCUGCACAAUACUCCUCCGAAGGUCUGAGAGAGCAGACUGCAGAAAUAGCCAGUCUGGCCUACUCGGACAAUACUGAGCACUCCCCCACACGCUCCGAGGAUGGACAAGAAUAUCCUCCUGUGAUUGAAGAAGUGUCGGAGCCAGUGACACCUGCAGAAUCAGCACACGAGAGAUCGGGUGAGGCUUUAUUAGCCUUAAUACCGGAUCUACCAUCGCCAGUAAUAGAAGCAAGACGACGCACGCCGCCGUUUGAGCACUCGAGUCUCGAUAUGUAUGAGGGCCAGGAACACGAUGUGGACGAGAGGACUGCGCUACUCAAAGACAACAAAAGCCCUACUGCCUUUGAUGGUGCCAAUGAAACAGAACGUCAGAAACCGGACAACAAAAGUACACUACAUUUAUGGUACGGAGCUGCAUCCGCAAACAUCAAGUCAGGAUGCUACACACUGUCACAUCCCAAGACGUGGAGUGGCAGAGCUGUCCUCGGGUCUGUUGUCGUGCGUCCAGCAAAACUUCUACCAGCUGUGUUCUUGGGACUACUGCUUAACAUACUGGAUGCGCUGUCUUAUGGCAUGAUUCUCUUCCCACUAGGCCAUCAACUGUUCGACGACCUUGGUUCGGAUGGCAUAGCUAUCUUCUAUGUCAGCACGAUCAUCGCUCAAUUGGUGUACUCGUGUGGUGGUUCAGUCUUUCGAGGUGGCAUUGGUUCUGAAAUGAUCGAAGUGGUCCCUUUCUUUCACAAAAUGGCCUUCCUCAUCCUCGAAAAAGUCGGCGAAGAUGAUUCGAAGUCAGUCCUUGCUACUACUGUCCUCUCUUUCGCCAUCAGUUCGGUCCUCACUGGAGCUGUCUUCUUUUUGAUGGGCGCUUGCAGGCUUGGGUCGUUGAUAGGCUUCUUUCCACGGCACAUACUGAUUGGUUGUAUUGGAGGAGUUGGCUGGUUCCUGGUCGCAACUGGUGUUGAAGUUUCUGCAAGAUUACCCGGCAACCUGGAGUAUAACAUACCCACUUUGAAACAGCUUUUUCGAGCAGACACAUUUAUGCUUUGGCUCAUUCCUUUAGCCCUAGCUAUCGUUCUCAUGAUUACUCAACGCUUCGUUAAGUCAAACUUUCUUGUUGGUGGCUACUUCGUUUCAGUCGCUGCAAUUUUUUACUUCUUCAAGUUUGCUCUAGGUAUACAAAUGGAUACCUUACAUUCGAAUGGAUGGAUCUUCGAUAGCCCUCCAGCAGGUAAUCCAUGGUACCACUUCUGGACACUCUACGAUCUCAAAGCUGUCCAUUGGGGUGCCCUUGCCGACACUAUCCCUACGAUGUUUGCACUUACUUUCUUUGGCAUACUUCACGUGCCGAUUAACGUCCCAGCUCUUGGUAUUUCCACGGGCGAGGACAAUUUGAAUGUCGAUCGAGAGCUGAUAGCCCACGGAGUCUCAAAUACUCUCAGUGGUCUUUGCGGUUCGGUUCAAAAUUAUCUAGUAUACACCAACAGUCUGCUUUUCAUCGACUGCGGAGGCAAUGACCGACUUGCGGGAAUAUUGUUAGCCGCCGGGACAUUUGGAAUUCUGCUGGCUGGACCUGUGAUCAUUGGUUACAUCCCCAUCAUGGUCGUUGGCGCACUUAUUUUCCUGCUUGGCAUCGAGCUUCUGGAAGAGGCAGUCGUCGAUACCUUUGGGAAAGUCCAUAAACUCGAAUAUGCUACUAUCUGGAUAAUUGUGAUUACGAUGGGUAUCUGGGAUUUUGUUGCCGGUAUUCUGGUUGGGAUUGUGCUGGCAGCCCUGAACUUUGUUGUUCAAACCAGCCAACGUACUGCUAUUCGCGCCGAGUAUUCUGGCGAAAUCGCUCAAUCGACAGUGAGAAGGCCACCUGUACAGCGGAAGUUUCUGCACGAAGCUGGCCAGCAAUUAUUCGUGAUCAAACUGGCUGGCUUUUUGUUCUUCGGUACGAUUGUGGGAGUCGAGAACCGUAUCAGAGCUUUGCUUGCUGACGACGCUUUUCGUGCAUCACCACUACGUUUUGUUGUCCUGGAUAUGUCAAGCAUUAAUGGGAUUGAUUUCUCUGCAGCCGAGGCUUUUACUCGAAUCAAUCGGCUACUGAGUAAGCGUGGUGUACAGCUUUUGAUCAGCGGUCUCGAGCUCGACGGUGAGAUCGGCAUGGCUCUGCGGAAUGUGGGCCUCUUCAGUGAAGAUUCAGGUGUCAGCGUAUACGAAACACUAAACCAGUCGCUGCAGGACUGCGAGAACAAAUUGCUGAAAGCUCUUUACGAGCAGCAGAAGCAAAGAGCAGUACGCUCUUCACGCACUACUUCUCACCUCGAUAUUCCUGCUUCGAGGACGAAUGUGGACUUUUCAGCCUCGUACCGCCAGGAAUUUCUGGUCAGCUCUCCUCGCCAGAAUCAGUUGCAUGAAGCAGCGACUGCCACACUGGAGGAGGACCACUCUUCCCUGCAGAAAUGGUCAGCAUACAAGGCGCCUUUGCCGCUGCUCAUGCAGAUAUUCGGAGACGUUUCGGACAAGAACGAGGACUUUUGGCACAAAGCUGUACCAUACUUCGAAAAGGUCACAUAUCCUCGUAACUCGGUACUGUUCAAUGCUGGAGACAAACCUUCGGGCUUCUACCUUCUAGAAGAGGGUCUACUGCGUGCGGACUAUGAUUUGCCGCAAGGCAGAUUUUCUGAAUUGAUUGUGGAGAAACGUCCGUGCGGUGAGCUACCGUUCUUCUCGGAUACACCCCGGACAGCAAGGCUCAUAGCCGAGACGCAUUGCGUGAUAUGGCAACUUACAGAUCGAAAAUGGCAUGAGCUGCAAAAGGCACAUCCGGACAUUGCGCAAGAACUAUUGAAGAUCAGUUUGAAGCUGACCAAGGAGAGGAUGGACACGAUCACGGCAUAUGUUAUGACUGCUGCUGGGUAG